AUGAUAAAAAUCAAAAAAAAUAAAGAUUUCAUAGGGACACUUAGAAAUAUCCUAGAAGUAUAUUUAUUUUUAAUAAAGAAUGAAGAUUAUUAAGGGAUAAUUUAAUUGUUGGAAGAGAAAAAUGGUUUUAAAAUUUUGGAUCUAGAAUAAUUUAAAUCUGGUAUUUUAGUUAAGCAUUUCACACAUAAUAAUUAUUCAAGUUUUAGACGGUAUUUCAUUUUUUAAUCAUCUAGAUAACUUAAUUUAUAUGGGUUUUAAUCUCAUAAAUCUAAUAAAAAUGAAAUCCUUUAUACAAAUGAUACUUUCAAUUUUGAAAGAGAUAAAAAAUUGAAGAAAUAGCGUAAAGCGGACAUAUAAACCGAAAAUAUUGAAUUAGAGUAGAAAAGAUAAUUGAAUUAACUCUUAUAGCUUUAAUAAAAUUAGAAACAAAUGAUGGAAUAAAUACAGACAAUAAUAACCACUUAAAAAGAAUUAAAAGAAAAAAUGAAAUCUCAGUUAUCUGUAAAGAUUAUAAUAGAUUAGAAUUAUGUAUAAAAAAGGUUCGUGUCAGAUUAAAGAGAUAAAUUCCUAUUCCUUGCUUUGUCAUUAUAUACUAACAUUGA
This is a messenger RNA of Paramecium octaurelia, 602 nucleotides long. NCBI's taxonomy places the organism in Eukaryota, Ciliophora, Oligohymenophorea, Peniculida, Parameciidae. The record is from the annotation of a GenBank genome assembly.